Molecule: messenger RNA, 2109 nt
Organism: Homarus americanus (American lobster)
Lineage: Eukaryota; Metazoa; Arthropoda; Malacostraca; Decapoda; Nephropidae
Gene: Vps26
Product: vacuolar protein sorting-associated protein 26B-like
Exons: 9
Coding region: 54-1499 (481 amino acids)
Biological process (GO): intracellular protein transport; retrograde transport, endosome to Golgi
Cellular component (GO): endosome; retromer complex
Source: RefSeq, a predicted model, not a curated record
CUUUCAUAUGAUUGUUGAGGGAGCUGCCAGUUGGUCCAAACACACCUGGAGAAAUGAGCUUUUUUGGGUUCGGCCAAAGUGCCGACAUUGAAAUACAGUUGGACGGUUCCGACACCCGAAAGAUGGCAGAGAUGAAGACAGAAGAUGGCAAGAAGGAGCGAUAUUUUCUGUACUAUGACGGUGAAAGUGUUUCUGGCAAGGUGAACGUCAAUCUCAAAAAGCCUGGCAGUCGUCUAGAACAUCAAGGUGUCAAAAUAGAAUUCGUCGGUCAAAUUGAACUUUACUACGACCGAGGGAAUCACCACGAGUUCACCUCACUGGUGAAGGAGUUAGCAAGGCCUGGAGAACUCCCACACAACACUUCCUUUGAUUUUGAAUUUAACCAAGUGGAAAAACCAUAUGAGUCUUAUUCUGGAACAAAUGUUAGACUAAGAUACUUCCUCAGAGUAACAAUUGUCAGAAGAUUGUCAGACAUUGCACGAGAAAUGGAUCUGCUGGUACACACGCUCUCGUCCUAUCCCGAGAUGAACAACUCCAUUAAGAUGGAAGUUGGUAUUGAGGAUUGCUUGCACAUUGAAUUUGAAUACAACAAAUCCAAAUACCACUUAAAAGAUGUUAUUGUUGGCAAGAUAUAUUUCCUGUUAGUACGCAUCAAGAUCAAGCACAUGGAGAUUGCUAUCAUUAAAAGGGAAACCACAGGCUCAGGACCAAACACCUUCAAUGAAAAUGAAACUAUUGCCAAGUAUGAAAUAAUGGAUGGAGCUCCUGUACGUGGGGAGAGCAUUCCCAUCAGAGUGUUCUUGGCCGGCUAUGACCUCACCCCUACCAUGAGGGACAUAAACAAGAAGUUCUCGGUCAGAUACUACUUGAACCUGGUCCUUGUAGAUGAAGAGGAACGGCGCUACUUCAAACAACAGGAAAUCACACUGUGGCGCAAAGGGGAGCGGUUACGACGCCCCUUACAACAGCAACUAAUGGCGCAACAACAGACCCUUCAACAGAUGUCACUCAACAACCAACAGAGCAAAUUCCCACAGUCACACCCACAGGGCCAGCCACCAGAAUUUGUAAGUGAAGAACCCAAUGAGAGAGACUGUAAGAAACUGCACAGUGUUGAGAGCUGCCAUCAGUCUCCCCAAAUGACGGCUGCAGGCGCUGAGCCUCCAUCCCCACAACAGUCACAGUCUCCUAUGCAUGAAGAGGCCCCAGAACAACUACCCACAAACCCCUCUCCACAGCCCCAGGCUAGACAACAGCACUUUAUAGCCCCUCCUCCACAGCCAGAACCAGAAUUAGAGCCAAUAGACGAUGACGACACCACCCCAAAGCUCCCCUCCCCACCCACGGAGCUUCCAAACAGUAUUGAUUCUCCCGAGGAAGAAUUCUUAGAGGCUGAAGGAGGUUUACCUUCAGAGGAGGAGGAGGAGGACGUGGACGAGCGGGAACCAGUUAAAUCUUCGUCGGCAGUAACACAAGAGCCUGUUCCAGUCGCUCAGUAGUAGACAAUCAAUCUCUAUACAGUACCAGGUAGACACAGUUAGGUUGGGGAUGGGGAUAGGGUAAUUUAAGACCCAGUAACAGGGUUCACAAGACCUGUUUUAGUUAUGUUCAGUUGGAUAUUGAUUUACUUGCUUUGUUUCAAUAUAUUGCUGUUAACUUUUCAUAAUUAAAACAGGUUUGUUUACCAAAUAUAUGAUGGUAAAAAAAAUAUAUAUGAUUAAUCUAACCCUCAAAUGUGUAUUCCAUUUUGGGAUCCUGAUGAUAAUGAAUCUUACAAAGUAUCCGUGUGGAGAGCUGGAGAAGUGAGUCAUAAAUAAAACUAAUGAAAGGCGAAUGACUUGUAAGAAAUGAAUUGAGAGAGAUGUAUAUUGUGAACUUUUAGUACAGUAGUUAAGUAUAUAACAGAAAAGGCUUAAUUUAAUGAGAGUUAUGUUCCUGUUGAAUUUAUUAAGUUUAUGUAAUGGGAGUAAUUUUUUUUUUGUCACCUAAGAGUCUCUCAGACCAGAAAGUUGGUGAAUGUAGACCUUUGUACAACCAAUUUUUUUUCUCUCUGGUAUUGAUAAUUUUUCUAGCUCUGCAUUCUUGUUAUUAUUAUUAUUAAUAUUAUUA